Molecule: messenger RNA, 2565 nt
Organism: Diaporthe citri
Lineage: Eukaryota; Fungi; Ascomycota; Sordariomycetes; Diaporthales; Diaporthaceae
Exons: 3
Coding region: 1-2565 (854 amino acids)
Source: RefSeq, a predicted model, not a curated record
AUGCGGGCUGCCAAUACUCAGCCGGGCGCCUCCGGCAGGGGCUUCGUCCCAGGGUACACGGUGAAGUACCGCGGCUCGCAAAAAGCAGAGGAUCGGUUCGGCGUCGGGUGCAGGGAAGACAUCUCGGAAAUGCUCCACGAUCAUGAAAAUGAGCCGCUCGCUCAGGACUUCUCUGGCCAGUGGGAGGACUUUCCUCGGGUUGCAAGAGCACGCAUGAACCUGACCGCACUUUCUCAGCAUUAUGACUUAUAUUUCGUGGCAUACAUGGGUUUUGUGCACGUUUACCGCCUCGGUCGUGGUAUCAGGGUAGCGCUGGGGGAGCCAGAAGCGAUACUCGACCCAAGAAACAGCAAGACUAAUAUGUCCAAAUGCGUCUCCGCUGCCAUCAACCCUAGCUGCCCGAACGCGAUGAACCACAUGGUCGUGGGCGAGUUGGGUGAUCAGGAGAUCCUCGUGGUCUGCAGGGACAAUGGCGAUGUUGAGGCUUGGUAUACAGCGGCCAUCGCGGAAUACAUUCAGAGAAACAAGCGCACGAGCAAAGACCGGGAUCAGACGAAAGGCCGCGGACAGCAGGCAGACAGAAUACCACGGCAAUCACACCCAAGGCACUUCUUCGCAGACAACGUCGGCGAAUCAGCAUGGGGCCUGGCAGUCCACAAGAAGUCUCGCUUAAUAGCGGUCUCUUCAAACGGGCAUGAGGUGACCGUGUUCGCGUUCGCCCUGAACGGCGACAGUGAGGCUGCCAGCGGAGCAUCGACGGACAGCGUCGAUGUUCGUCCCAAGGACGUUGGCGACAGAGAUAGAACUAAAAGUGACAGGGACACCAGUGGCGCACCGUCGCAGGGCGAAAAGGGCCGUGUCAUAAUGCAACUGCCGCAAACUAAGCCCAGUGUUCUUGCUGACAGGAUGGACGAGCCUAUCUCUAGGAGAACCAGGGCAAACAGGCAAGCCAAUGUCGGACAAGCCCAGGCGACAGUGGAAGAAGCCGCAGAACAAAUCGACAUGCUGCAACAAAGGUUGCAAGCACGGCAGCGGACAUGGCGGAUCGUCCUGUCCUUUGGCGUGGAUGCAUCCAACAUGCCAAGCAUUGCAAUAUGCGACGAUGCCGACGGAAAUGGCAGCCGGAUUGCUGCCAUCGACAUCAAUGGCUAUCUUUACGUUGCCGAUAUAUGGCAGAUCGCUCGGAAACCUAUCAGGAUCCCUCCCCACAACGUUCAGUUCCCGGGCGGAAGACGGUAUAGGUUUGUUCGCGGCUGGAACGUGCUACCUGUCAUGGAUGCGCAGUUGCUACCAACCGACACGGUUCACGCAGCUGUGGGUCUGCACCCAGACAAAUGCAUGUCGGAGGUACGGUACGACGCUGCCUCAAGGAGGCAUAAACACCGUAUCGCCGCGUUUGAGUCUGAGGAUUAUAGCGAGGACACCGACGGUAUCGCCAGGGAUACCUUUUCCCUAGUUGAUUUCGAGGAAACAGCCACUUUAUCGCCGCAUCUCUCGGAUAAGAUAUGGCAUCCGGUCUACGACCCCAACGACGGCAUUGAUCUCGACAGCCAAGGUCCUGUGCGGUUGGCCAUGACAAUAGUGCCCUUCUCGGGGAACCACUUCACCGACCUCGCGACGCCCCGGUCAGUGGUUGAGUUUGCGGGAAUCAGGGGUGCGGCGAGGCGAGCACACGAUCUGCGUGUGCCCCUCAACAUCAGUCAGUUCCGGCAGAACGCUCAGCAGUGGGAUGGGGAAGACCUGCUGCGAGACAUAAGUUUCCUGCGGUUCAACGAGGAAGAUGUGGAGAUGCUCGCCCUUGGCGAGACAGACACUGGUGUUGUUUGCCAUCAUGUGCUGGACAACGUGAACACGAACAGUGCUGAGGCCCCAUGGGACAUGGGGCUUGGAAAGAGGUGCAGCAUGCUCCUCACCAUUCCGGAGCUUCACCUUGUGAUCAUGGGUUCAAUGUGCGGACGCGUUGCACUCCUCACGCUCACGAGGCCGAAGCCGCCGCAAGCGGAGAACGCGCCCGGGCGUGCGUUCCGCGUUGACGCCGUCUUACCUUUCCAGUACGAAGAGGAGACUUCUGAACGCCCGUACGUCUGCUUGUUAGGUAUAGCAGUCUCGCCGAUGCCUGAGCCCCGCUCGCGAGGACUCGAACUGAGGCGGCGGCGGCGAGUGGGGAAGGGAGGCACGCGUUCUAUUGAACCAGAGCCGCCGAGGAGGUGGAGGCUGAUCCUCAACUACCAAGACCAUACAAUCAUGCAGUACGACAUCGUAAAACGAGACGAGGGCGAGACGGCCCUAUGGGACGACUUUGCUGGGUCGAGGGUGCAUUCCCGCAAGAGGUACAAGGCCGAGGACAGUGAUACGGACGACGACGACUCGGACUCAUGGGCUGACACCGAGGAGGACGAGGACAUCACCGUUGGCAUGGACCAGGACCCGCACGAGCACCUGGUCGCAGAGGAUGUCAUGGGCGCGAUGCUGGACGACCUCAACCAGGGGGAGCUCGCGGCAGUCUUUGUGGGCGUGGGAGAUGACGGCGAGGAGAUUGACUUUCCGGACAUGCAAAUCGCCUGA